Molecule: messenger RNA, 981 nt
Organism: Cyphellophora attinorum
Lineage: Eukaryota; Fungi; Ascomycota; Eurotiomycetes; Chaetothyriales; Cyphellophoraceae
Exons: 2
Coding region: 1-981 (326 amino acids)
Source: RefSeq, a predicted model, not a curated record
AUGGCGCAGUAUCAACAGUCUCUUGAUGCCAAAGCUACCAUCGCAGUAGCCGGCGCGACUGGCGACCUUGGAACUCGUUUGAUUCAUGGAUUCCUCGAUGUCGACCUGCGCGGUGGCUCUGCUGGAUUAAUCGCAUUGGUCCGUAAGGAGUCCGAUAAGACUCAGGAGUGGGAGAAGCAAGGAGUCGAGGUGCGCACCAUCGAUGGGUCGAGUAGCCAGCAAGAUCUUGUCGGAGCCCUGGAUGGGGUCGACGUGCUCGUCAAUGCUUUGCCAACCUCAGGUGCAGCCCUUCGCGAUAACAUCGCCAGAGCCCUGCCCAAAACCGCUCUAAAGGUGUACUUCCCAAGCGAGUUCGGUGUCGACCACCGACUGCAUGACUUUAACAUCCCAGAGUGGGAUGGCAAGAGAGCUCACUAUGAUCUCGUCCAGAAGACGUUACGCGAGAACAACAACUUCGGCAUCAUCGUCUGUCGGCUUUUUGUCGGACUGUUCUUACACAGUGGCAUCUCGGCGGCAUAUGGCUUCGACACGGCGAAAAGCGUCUACGAAGCUGUUGGUAGUCUUGAUCAGAUCAUGAAUUACACUGACACCAGCGAUGUCGCCAAAGUCGUUGUGGAUCUAAGUACUAGGGUUGUACGUGGCAUGAAGAUUCCUCAGGAUCUCAGGAUUGCUGGAACACAUGCUAGUUUCCGAGACAUCGCGAGCAUCAUGGGCAAGGCGGGGGCUGAGAAUGUUGAGUUGAGAAGUGUCGACCUGCAAGAGUUCCGAGAGAGGGCGCUGGCCAGAAAGUACGAAGACAGAGAUGCAGUUGAGUGCUUGCGGUUCAUCAUGGGAGACGGCAGGGACGACUACCGCGAUGUGAAGGAAGGUGGCCUCGGCAAUGACAAUGUUAUGGUCAAUGGUGAUGAGCGCGUCUUCAAGUGGAAGACUUUGGAGGAUUUAGCUGUCGAAAGCCAAGGUAGGCCAAAUGCUGACCCUUAA